AUGGCAAUGAAGUCGGUUGCCCGCCGACGUCCGCCGACGUCCCGCGCGCUUCGCCACCUCUUGCUGUGCAUGAUCCUCCACUACUCGUUUGGCCAGCAGCCAAGGUUGAACGAAAUUCAGGUAUUGCGCAUGGCCCCCAGGACCGGCGUUCAGUUUGGGCCUUUGGCGCACAGUCCGGUGCUCUUUGCUGUUGCGGCAGCCAGCUCUUUAGUGCGAGACCUCAGCGCGCGUCGACGUCUUCAUGCAGGUGAUACAUGCGCACAACAGCUUCCACUUGGCGCCAGAGGAUGCGCUGCUACAGUUCUUUCGCAGCCCCCUUGUGCAGAGUGCAGCGGUGAGCCAGGCCUGGGCGACGCACGGCAUCCUGUUUCUGGCGUUUGUGGGCGUGUUCCAAGCAUUGCUGGCCUGUCCACUGGAUUCCCAGAGCCACUGGAAUACUCGCAUCCUCGGCUGUCAGAUCUUCUCUCUGAGUAUGGCGUCCGGGCAUUUGAGCUGGAUGUGUUCUACGAUCCCGAUGGGGAUUUUCUUGGGGAGAGCACUGUGGGCCUGCUGAAUACACUGCUGUCAGCCUCCAGCGGGGAGCCCAUGAGUCUGGCGACUUCUCUCCCAGUUGACGCUUCCGCAUUCAGGACCCUGGAGCAGGAGGUGCUGGAUGUCUUUAAUUUGACCCACCUCAUCACGCCCGAUGAAUUGAGAGGCAAUGAAUCAACACUGGCAGAGGCUGUGCUGGAGAACAACGGGUGGCCCGAACUGGUGGCGCUGCGAGGCCGAAUCGUGCUGACGGCUUCAGAACCUUUUCUGGACGACCUGCUUGACCUUCACCCGAACUUGGUUGGGUCCUUGAUGUUCCCCACUGCAACGGAAGACACAAUUGAUCCCAGCCAUACAGUGUUCGUGAACGUUGGUACCUUGGAUGCUGCUCUGCAGAGCCCAAGGAGCUCAUGGGACGGCCAGGUAUGCGAGGUCAUCGAUUUUGUCCCGAAGGGGCAGCCGACAAACGAGUCUGGGGCUGGUGGCGGAGAGGAGCAGGAUGCAGGAAUGCGGAAAAUGGGCCCCUCAGGUGAGGACGGCAACAGUGGGAGCGAAGAGGGCUGA
Molecule: messenger RNA, 1095 nt
Organism: Ostreobium quekettii
Lineage: Eukaryota; Viridiplantae; Chlorophyta; Ulvophyceae; Bryopsidales; Ostreobiaceae
Source: the annotation of a GenBank genome assembly